GGGGCUGUGAGCUCCUAGCACUUUAGUUUCCAGUAGGUAAACUAUAACUAGGUUAGUGAAUGUUCCCCUUAGCGGGGUGACGCCUCUGAAUCCCACCUUCUGCUUCAAAAGGCAGCGGUGGGGGGGCGGGCAGAAUGAGCUCCUGCGGGUAAAGGUAUUUGGGAAGGAAACAGCCCACUUGAGAGCGAGUGACCAAUAACAGGAAUCGCCGUGUUGGCAGGUUUACGGCUGAUAAAUUCCAUGGGUCUCAGAUAACACGUUCUGGAGACAACUCCCAUUGUCAGAGGGAUAAAAAAGGUGGGGUGGGGGACGGAGCGCACACUCCUGCCUCGGGAUCGCCAACGCAGCUUGGGUUGGGUCCUUGGUGUUCCUGCCAUGGCCAGUUACAGCUUCAGGCAAAGCAGCUUCUCUGGGGCAGGGGGCCCUGGGGUCUCCUCGCUCCGUUUUGGGGGGGGUUGCUUUAGGGCUCCGAGCAUCCACGGGGGGUCUGGUGGCAGGGGUGUGUCAGUCUCUUCUGCCAGAUUUGUCUCUUCUGGCCCAGGAAGUGUCCUGGGUGGUGGAUAUGGAAGCGGUUUUAGCAGCUUUAGUGGCGGCUUCGGUGCUGGUUUGGGUGGCGGCGAUGGGCUCCUCUCGGGAAAUGAAAAGGCAACGAUGCAAAGCCUGAACGAGCGGCUGGCAUCCUACCUGGACAAAGUGCGGGCGCUGGAAGAGGCCAACUCCGAUCUCGAGAUUAAAAUCCGAGACUGGUACCAAAAACAAGGGCCAGGCCCAGCUCGGGACUACAGUCCUUAUUACAAGACUAUUGAAGACCUUCGAGACAAGAUCCUUGAUGCCACUAUCGACAACUCCAGGAUUGUCCUGCAGAUUGACAAUGCCCGGCUGGCUGCUGACGACUUCAAAACCAAGUUUGAAACAGAGCAAGGUCUUCGCAUGAGCGUGGAGGCCGAUAUCAACGGCCUGCGCAAGGUCCUGGAUGAGCUCACCCUGGCCAGGACGGACCUGGAGCUGCAGAUCGAAAGCUUAAAGGAGGAGCUGGCUUAUCUGAAGAAAAACCACGAGGAGGAAAUGAGUGCCCUGGGAGGUCAAGUGACUGGUCAGGUCAACGUUGAACUGGAUUCUGCUCCAGGCAUCGACCUGACCAAGAUCCUGGCUGAAAUGAGAGACCAGUAUGAACACAUGGCCGAGAAGAACAGGAAGGAUGCUGAAGCCUGGUUCAACAACAAGACCGAAGAGCUGAACCGUGAAGUAGCUGUCAACACCGAACAACUCCAGAGCAGCAAGUCCGAAGUCACCGACCUGAGACGCACCCUCCAAGGGCUGGAAAUAGAACUUCAGUCCCAGCUCAGCAUGAGAGCGGCGCUGGAAGGCACCCUGGCCGACACCGAAGGGCGUUACGAGGCGCAGCUGGCGCAGGUCCAGGGCCUCGUCAGCAACAUAGAGGCGCAGCUGGUCGAGCUGCGGGCCGACAUGGAGCGCCAGAACAGCGAGUACAAGAUCCUCAUGGAUAUCAAGACUCGGCUGGAGCAAGAGAUCACUACUUACCGACAGCUCCUGGAGGGGCAGGAGUCCCAGAUGUUUGGCUCUCUUUCUGGAACUGCCGACAAAAGAGACAAGCUGGCAGAUGGAAAAUAGCACUGAACAUCCUACGAACGCCAUCUCCAAAAGGGGAGAAAGCGAACAACACACAGGAACUGAAAUUGAAUCACUCAAAACUGAUGGAAAUUACUAUCUUAAAGCACGGAAAAUUGUUGGCCACACAAAGUUUAGGUAGAUUCAUCCAUGUAGUGGUGUUUAAUUUGCUAAUUGUGUUCACUUUUCGAUUAUUUCUAGUUCUCUCAUGUACUGAAUUGCUGUAUCUACUCUAAUAAAGAUGAUCUUGCA
This is a messenger RNA of Columba livia (rock pigeon), 1881 nucleotides long. Its product is annotated as keratin, type I cytoskeletal 19. Gene Ontology annotation, molecular function: structural molecule activity. Gene Ontology annotation, cellular component: cytoskeleton. The transcript has 8 exons. Gene Ontology annotation, biological process: intermediate filament organization; epithelial cell differentiation. The coding region runs from base 376 to 1632 and encodes 418 amino acids. The record is from RefSeq and is a predicted model, not a curated record. NCBI's taxonomy places the organism in Eukaryota, Metazoa, Chordata, Aves, Columbiformes, Columbidae.